Messenger RNA from Labeo rohita (rohu), 507 nucleotides. RefSeq names its product receptor-transporting protein 3-like. Bases 9 to 497 code for a protein of 162 amino acids. Gene Ontology annotation, molecular function: olfactory receptor binding. Gene Ontology annotation, biological process: protein insertion into membrane; protein targeting to membrane. The record is from RefSeq and is a predicted model, not a curated record. The transcript has 2 exons. Lineage: Eukaryota; Metazoa; Chordata; Actinopteri; Cypriniformes; Cyprinidae.
ACAAAGACAUGGCAUCAGUGCCGUGGGAAAGUUCUUUACAGACGAAGGCAAGUGAGCUUCAUGGGGACACAUGGCAGAUUAUAAUUAAUGGCUCUAUUAAGCCACACAGUCAAGCUCCUGGUUGGCAUCAAUACAUUUUUGGCUCCUUUGCACGGUUCAAGUGUUCUAUUUGUAAAAGAACAUGGCCGUCUAAAAGAGUGCUUGUGGUGUUCCAUUUCCAUCUGAACACCGCAACGAAACAGGGAACCAUUAAAGUGCGACGCUAUAAACAGGAGUGCAGAAAGUGCAAUGAACCUCGGAUGGAGGAUCCAAACUUCUCAGAGGACAACAUUAAUGUGCUGACUGAGAGACUAGUUGACAGGAUCCGCAUGAGAUGCUAUGGAGAAAACCUGGGUGAAACAAAUAGACCUUCAGUGUUCAGAGACAGAGUUAAUGGGCCACAUGAAAGUGCUCACUGUGAAGCUUGUAAGGAUGGCAUCUGUAAUAAAGCAAACUGAGAUUGAUUUU